Oncorhynchus gorbuscha (pink salmon) is the source of this 4658-nucleotide messenger RNA. RefSeq names its product MAP7 domain-containing protein 2-like. The record is from RefSeq and is a predicted model, not a curated record. NCBI's taxonomy places the organism in Eukaryota, Metazoa, Chordata, Actinopteri, Salmoniformes, Salmonidae. Bases 421 to 3189 code for a protein of 922 amino acids. The transcript is spliced from 18 exons. Gene Ontology annotation, cellular component: microtubule cytoskeleton. Gene Ontology annotation, biological process: microtubule cytoskeleton organization.
UGGCGAGGCACUGACGCGCUGUCGAAUAUUCGCACAUCAUCUCUAUCCAGCUCUACUCCCUGAACUGGAGCGCAUAAUUUUCUCCCCUCCUUCCCAACAGUUAUCCAAGGAUACCUAGCCACGAACACUUUUGACCUUCAAACUAGUCCACUAAACAGCAGCCUAUUGCCUCAUUCAGUAACCGCAUUCACCCGAAUAUCCUACUGCUCUCCUGACCGCCUGUACACCGUUCCGGGGGAGCGCACAUAUUGCAGGCAGUGGAAAACAGAUACAUCCCUCGACAGCGCAGCAUAUGUUCUCAUGCGCCUGAAGGUAGAAGCUGGCGAUGCGGUUUCCCUCGGCUUGAUUUGGAGCCUUUUGCUGCGGGGUGUUUGACAUUGCACCCAUACAUUUGAGGGUGAUCCGCUAGUGACUACGACGAUGGCGGAGAAGGCAGUCAAUACAGCGUCCAGCGCCUUGACAGGUAAGCUAGCCGAAGGAUUGACUCCACCGUCAGUUGCGGAGAAGAGACCCCAAAGCAACAGCCAAGGCUCCCCAGCCCGCGUUGUACUUCAUCCAGGGAGCCCAGCUAUGAAAAACAACGAGGUGCUGAGCCCAGCAUUGGUCAUAGAGAAGAAGCCCCAGCUCAAUGGGCUCCCCUCCCCUUUACGUCUGCCAGGCAACAACACUAACAAUCAUGCAGGUAAACAGUAUGUGGAAGGGUAUCUGAGGACAGAUGACAGGGUGCGUUUAGCCAAAGAGAGACGUGAGGAAAGAGAUAAAGGUUUAGCGGUACGAGAGCAGGCGAUCAUGGAGAAGGAGCGGCGGGCUCAGCUGCAGUAUGAGCGUACCGUGGAGGAGCGCUGGAGGAAGCUGGAGGAACAGAGACAGAAGGAGGAGGUCCGCAGAGCUGCUGUGGAGGAGAAGAGGAGACAGAGGCUGGAGGAGGAAAAGGAGCGACUGGACGCUCUGAUGAAACGCUCCCUGGAACGCAGCCUGCAGCUAGAGCAAAGGCCCAAACGCUGGACAUGGGGCGGAGCUGGAGGAGCACAGGGUGACUGUGAGAAUGCCCCUCUCCCCGCCUCCACCUUUCCCCAUGAACUCGCCGCCCCCUUUCCUGCUGCCAGCGAAUCCGCUCCCUGCAGCCCCCACAGGUCACCCUAUCAGGGCUCGCCAAGCCGGGCUAAUCGACGGAGGCUCCAGGGCUCUCCAGAGGAGUCAGCAGGGGGGUCUAUCUCCACCCCUCAAACCCCCAAGAAGGAGAGGUUGCGCAGAGAGAGAAGGACUGGCUCCCCGGCGACAGGCUCCCCUGUGAGAAGAGCAGAAUCCCCAGCCACGUUCACCAGACGCUCAGCCUCCCCCGCCACCCCCAAGUUGAUGCCUAAGAGCUGUACCCAGUCUCCCUGCACUGUGCGCCAGUACCACUCUUCUCCCAUCAGGCACAGACCCACCACCCCGGUUGCCGACGGCAACAAGAAGGAGGACGGACAAGUUGAAGAAGCCAAAGGGCACAACAACAUCAGUGACAGAAAUGUCUCCAAGCCAGAGACCCCUGUGAAAAAGAUGUCUGAUAUUCAGAGCCCUGAGAAGUCUUCUCAAGCCGACACCGCUGAAAAAAAACUGUCUAACACUGAGACCCCAGAAAAGAGAUUCCCAAAAACUGAGACCCCCAGUAAGAACUUCAAAGGUGAGAUUUCUGAAAAGAAGGACAACCCUGAUAAGAAGAGUCCUAUGGCUGAGACUGCUGAUAGGAAAGCCUCCAAAAUAGACAAUCCAGACAAGAAGAUGCCAAAGUCCGCCUGCAGCGACCUGAAUACAGAUAACAGCACAGAGCCAUCGUCAGUGACGCCAACAGGAAAAGGAAUUGCUGGAACGACAAGCGCAGAGGAAGCAUCUAGACUGCUAGCGGAGCGUAGGCGUCUGGCCAGGGUGCAGAAGGAGCUGGAGGAGAAACAACGUCGUGAGCAGGAGGAGGAUGAGCGUCUGAAGGCGGAGCAGCUGAGGAGGAGACAGGCAGAGGAGCGAGCACGGCAGGAGGAGGAGGCUCGACGGGCUGAGGAGGAGAGGAGCCGACAGGAGGACCUCCGUAGGACGUGGGAGGAAGAGGAGAAACUGCAGCGGGAGGGCCAGGAUAAGGAGCUACAGGUCAAGAUGGACAGAGAGAAGGAGGAGGCCGAGUUACAGGCACAGAAGGAUGCGGAGCGUCAGCGUCAGGAGAGAGAGAUACUCAAGCUACAACAAGAAGAGGAGAGACAUCUGCGGAAGAAGAGAAUUGAGGAGAUAAUGAAGAGAACGAGGAAGAGUGAUGAGAACCAGGCUGAGAUGAAGCAGAAUGAGGAAGGGCAGGUGGAUACUCUGCCUCAGCCUGUCUCACCACCAGGGGAAAUGCAAAUGAACUCAAAGAUGAAGAUUGAAACUAAUGCUCAGGUGAAUGUGCAAGAAAACCCAAAGGUUGAGUCUCAGGUUAAUGGACAGGUCACUGUUCAUGUCAACAAGCAGGACAGUGUCCUGGUGAAGGGACAAGCCACCUACCAGGUAACCCCACCGAAGACUGAUCUGCAAAAGGGACAGGACGCUAAACAAAUAAAUAAACAACAGACCGCCCAAGUGAAUGGACAGGGUGAAGCCCAGGUUCUUAAGCAAGAGAGUGUCUUUGUAAAGGGACGGGUCGCUUCCAAAGUGAACCAGCAAGAGAAUGUACAGGUGAAGAAACCGGAGAAACCGGAGGAAACCCAGGUGAGCAGCCAAGUGACUGCUCAACUCAAAAUCCAGAAGUGUACCCAAGUAAAUGUGAAGUUGGCCACACAGACAAUCGCACAAGAGGUGCAGCCCAAGAAACCGUCCAUGGCGUCCCUACCGGUGGGCCGACCCCCACCCCCACUCAUCAACCUGGAGCCUCUGGUUGUGAAAAGCAGCGGGGUGUAUGACGAGGUGCAGUCCAUGGAGGUCAGCCCAGUUUCCAAGGAGGAGCUUGUCUCCAUCCCAGAGUACUCCCCAGUCAAUGAGGUCCAGCACAAUGGCAUAAGUAAUGCCCGAGCCCUGGAAGAUCUGCUGGACCUAACGGGCCAUGUGGCCUACCCCAAACUCUCCCCCAUGGGAAGCCUAGGAGACUGCAACAAGAACCUGAUCGAGGGGCUCUGCAGCCCCGGUGCCGAUUCCAAGCUCAUCCAAUCUCAUCCUCCAGCCUCACACAAGUUCAACAUCCAGUAGUCCGAGCCCUGGACUGGCAAGCCAUGAUGGAGAGAGCAGGGGGAAAGCAUCUAUGUUGUCUGGUGUUAUUGAGGAUGGAAAUCUGGCACCUCUAGAGAUGAGAGAGAGAAAGCACUCUGAAUGUAGUUUUUGAUCCUCCUUGUUGGUCUCCAACCUUGAAUGUCCAUUAACCUUCAACCUCCUACAAUACAUCUGUCUUUAUAGCCUUGGACCACGGAGCAUAAGUGACAAUAAUAUUCAUAGAUUUACUGUACUUCUCAGAUAAUACCUUGAUGAUAGUCAUAGCUAUCUGUGUCAUGUCAUGUACUGCAUAGAGCUGUUGUUAGUGUCUGAAACAUAUGUGUGUGUGUGCGUGCGUGAGAGAGACUGUCUCAAUGAAACAAAGUGCCCAUGAAGCAAGACCCCACACCCAUGUAGAGAAUCAUAUCAGUAAGUUGCCUUUGCUACUGCAGUAUUGGUCCUCUAAUGACAAGAGUAUUGUUCCUUUAAUGAUUUAAAUAUUAAUACUGGUCUGUAUCCACCCACUGUAGUUUAGUAUGUACUGAUCUUUCAAUUAGAUUGUUCCACUGAAAAGUCCACCGUUUUCUGGCUGUGGAUGCCUCAGGUUAGCUUGUAUCUCCCUGGACAUAAUUCACUCCCAAAAGACUUAAGCUUGUUGUCAUAAUGUAUGUGUCCAACCUGCUGUGCGAUUGGGAUUGUAGCAUGUGUGCCAUAAUACUUGAACCCAGGUCAAAUAGUAGGCCCUACUGCAACUCAAAAGUCAAAAUAAAGAAGCUGUACAGAAACAUUCCUCAGUAUAAUCCAGAUUGUCACCAACCCGUGCAUUGCAGGUUUUGUUCUCUCUUUCCUCCUCGAUCAACAAAGUAUGGAGCUGUGCCUGAUCCUUCAAAAGUCUGAAACCAGUAAGCUGGUAUCAUUUGAAUGUUAAAUGGCUUUGUAAGAUGGAAUCCAGUUGGCUGUGUUGUCAAAAUGAAGUACUUUUGGUGUGUAUAUGCACAGAUGUGAGUGGACAGCCACUGGCUCCACUAUGACUGUAUUGUGUUUUGAGAAAUAAUGCACCAGAAGAAGGCAAGAUUUUUUUACUUGAAGUCGAAGCAACCAGGGAUGUAGAAAAUCAGUUUUAAAGAGAAGAAAUGCUAUUAACAGUUCAAACCUACUGUGUCUGUCGUAUCUCUAACUAAAGCAGUAUUGCAAUGAAUUAAAAAAUGUGACUAUUGUAGACAUUGUGCAUGGAUCAUUAGCAUGAGAUGAUAAAUAUCAGUACUAUUAAUAAACCUUUAAACAAUAAUGUAUUGUUGUAUCUGAAUGCCUACAGUUGGUCACAAAACCACCUAAAUAUAUCUGAUAAAAAUCUGAAUAUGAAAUGUCAAAAACAAGACUAGCCAGUGUGUGCCCAGUGGGUAAAUACCAAUGUCUUAAUGGUUUCAUGUCCUGUAUAAUCCUUUGAUAAUAACUAAUGAUGUUUGCAC